Messenger RNA from Lasiosphaeria miniovina, 2326 nucleotides. RefSeq names its product fungal-specific transcription factor domain-containing protein. NCBI's taxonomy places the organism in Eukaryota, Fungi, Ascomycota, Sordariomycetes, Sordariales, Lasiosphaeriaceae. Gene Ontology annotation, molecular function: transcription cis-regulatory region binding; zinc ion binding; DNA-binding transcription factor activity, RNA polymerase II-specific. Gene Ontology annotation, cellular component: nucleus. The record is from RefSeq and is a predicted model, not a curated record. Gene Ontology annotation, biological process: positive regulation of transcription by RNA polymerase II. The transcript has 2 exons. The coding region runs from base 264 to 2144 and encodes 626 amino acids.
GGCGUGCGUGGGACCGUCCAGGUCAAGAAGGCGUCGGCUGCGCCCCCAUUCAAGGCCUUGUCUGUCUGUCGUCGGCCACGUCGUUGAGGCCCCGUUCCUACGCUCUUUUUGUCCUCAUCCAGAACCCGCCAGCCCAGAUCAGCGCAUGCUCUCCGCAGCCCAGAGACAAGAAGCAACCCAACAGCAAUAGCAAAGCGGCAACCAGCGCCAGCAGCAACAGCGGCAAAAAGGCUUGCGCUUGGCUGGGCCAUGCAAAGCGCGAAAUGAAGAACAAGCAAAAGUCAAGAAGCGGCUGCCGGACGUGCAAGCUCAGGCGGCUCCGAUGCGACGAAGCAAAGCCGGGCUGCCGGAACUGUGCCCAGAAGGGUCUCGAAUGCCCGGGCUACCAGCAGCGCCUGCAGUGGUCCACCAAGCACGAGAGGCCCUCGGCCGCGACAACAAGCGGCCCCGUCAACUUCACCCAGCUCGUCUGUGCCGCAUCAGAGUCCAUCUCCCAUCCCGGCGGCCCGUCUUUCGACGAGACGGCUCCGGAUCGCUCGGAUGGCCGGGCCUCGAGAACACCAGAGUUCGAGUCUGGCAGGUCGAUGACACCGUCCUUGUCGCCCACGCCUGAGUCGUCAUCCGCGAGUCCCGCCGCCGACAAUGCGGCUUUGGUGCCUCUGGCCGGGCAAGGCGCCGUCGUCCAAGAGACGCCUGAUCUCAUGCUGUUUCAGCCAGUCGUGGACAUCCCCUCCUUUCUUGUCGAGCACUGGUUCAAGUCUGUCUGCGCCUCCUGGUCAGCCCAGGACUCGGUCACAAACCCGUACCGCCUGCUGACGUCGUCGCUCUGGAACACGUCGAGGCCUGUCUUUUACGCUCUGCAAGCCAUCUCGGCGGCGUCCCUCGUCGAGCGACUUCCCCAUGUGAUGAAAGAGACUGCCAGGGCGGCGCCGCGACUGGCUACUGACGCCAUCCGGAAGGAGCUUGUCGCUUUUUCAACAGCAUCGCGCCGCAGGUUUCCCAGUGAGUUGCUUCUGUCGCUGUUCUGCAUGAGUUCAUCCAUGUGUUGGAUGGAAGCCCGCGAGCUCGGUCUGCAGUAUGUAAGGCAAGCUCGCGCGUUGCUGAGGUACUUGGAUGGGUGGACAUUGGACGAAAAAGAGCAGCAGAUGCUCGAUUUCUUUAAUGGAUGUCUCAUCUACGAAGAGAUGCUCCGCAGUGUGGUGAGUGACGACGAAAUAGACUGCGAGAAUAUGCUUAGCUGGCCGGAGCCGCCUUCCCUCGGGCCUCUGGUUCCUGCAAUCCCACAUGCUUGGACUGGUGUUUCCCCCGACCUCCUGAGACUGUUUGGCAAAUCGGUCGCGCUCUGCCGGAGGUCCCGUACCCGAUGGAGGAACAACGACGGCACCAGCUACCGCAUUCUCGAAGGUGCCGCCAAAGACAUAGAGGAGGCUACAGUUGUCGAGGAAUCCCUUUUGGCAAUCGAAAUGAUCGACCCGCCAGAGCUGGACCAGAUGACAGUCCGGGCCCGCAGCCUUCGUGAUGUUACCGAGGCUUAUCGUCUGUCGUCUCUCUUGCAACUUUACGAAACCUUCCCAGACCUCAUCACCAAACGAAUUCCGGCCCUAGCCGACGCGGAUAGGUCUGCCGUCUGGAAUGCCUGGGUGUCCCCGUUGGCACUUCAUAUUACUGACAUUCUGGAGGGGAUACCUGCCGGAAAUUUGCGCUGCAUCCAGCCUCUCUUGUGUCUUUGUGCAGGCAGUGGGUUAAGGUUCGACGCCAAAGUACCCCAAGGCCGCGAUUCUCGGAGCUACCUUUUGAGCACGGAGCCUCUCUUACCAGUUUCACCAAUACCAUUGGAGCUUGUUGCUACAGACGUAGCCUCGGAUGUGGCGCCCGAUGUCGCUUCCGGCGUUUCUCCGGCUUCCAGCGUCCCUUCGGCAACCCCUAAUAUUUCUGAGAACUCGGUCAAAAUAUCACACGCACGCCAGUCUUUGAUGGAUCGGCUCGACCAGCUCGAGGUCAGUUUACCGCCAAAGCCCAUCGGUGUGGCCAAGCAGCUUCUGCGGGCUGUUUGGAGUGCGUAUGACGAAGAGAUCGGCACCUCGCGCCGGACCCAUUGGCUGGAUGUGAUGAGCCACACUGGCUUGCACAGUCUCUUUGGCUAGUAGCAGCAGCAAAAAAGAAGAGAAAAAAGACUUGGAGACAUCAAAUGCAACAAUGUGCCCAGACAAAUGACUUCCUGUGAUGGCCCUUUUUGGGGCUGCAUAUCUAAUCGAGCCUCGCAGCUCUGUUUGGCAUCAACGUACAGUUUCAUCAUGUGCCUAUGCUUCACGUGUCUUGAGAUUAG